Messenger RNA from Apis laboriosa (Himalayan honeybee), 580 nucleotides. Its product is annotated as ejaculatory bulb-specific protein 3-like. The record is from RefSeq and is a predicted model, not a curated record. The coding region runs from base 6 to 401 and encodes 131 amino acids. Lineage: Eukaryota; Metazoa; Arthropoda; Insecta; Hymenoptera; Apidae. The transcript is spliced from 2 exons.
CAAUCAUGAAGGUCUCAAUAGUUUGUUUGGUCCUUAUGGCGGCCAUUGUCCUCGUGGCUGCUCGUCCAGACGAACCUGUAUAUACAACUAAAUUUGACAAUAUUAAUGUGGACGAAAUUCUGCAUAGUGAUCGUUUGUUGAACAAUUACUUCAAGUGUUUGAUGGAUGAAGGAAGAUGCACAGCAGAAGGAAAUGAACUCAAACGAGUCUUGCCUGACGCUCUGGCCACCGAUUGCAAAAAAUGCUCUGAGAAGCAACGAGACGUGAUCAAGAAAGUGAUCAAGUUCUUGGUCGAGAAUAAGCCAGAAUUGUGGGAUGCCCUUGCCAACAAAUACGACCCAGACAAGAAGUAUAGAGUCAAAUUCGAGGAAGAAGCGAAGAAGCUCGGCAUUAAUGUUUAAUUCAAUAAAUUGAGAAUCAUCAUUGAAGAUUCAUUUAUAAAAAUUAUUCAAAAUCUUGAUUAAUAUAUGUAGACGAUAUAAUAAGCAGUUGUAGUAAAUAUGAAAGAAGCGGAAAACAAUCUCGACGUGACAAUUAGUGUAAGUUUAUAACAGGAAUAAAAUCGUCUUUUGUGAAUUUA